Molecule: messenger RNA, 2899 nt
Organism: Eurytemora carolleeae
Lineage: Eukaryota; Metazoa; Arthropoda; Copepoda; Calanoida; Temoridae
Product: protein FAM184A
Exons: 9
Coding region: 485-2899 (804 amino acids)
Source: RefSeq, a predicted model, not a curated record
CUCCUUUACUCUCUCUCCUCUACUUAUUUACCCCCUCUCCUCUUUUUCGUUACACUCCCUCUCCUUUUAUUCUAUACUCCUUCACCUCCUUCUCAAUUAAUCCCUAAACUCUUCUUCUUUUUCCCCUCUCAUCCUCUCUUUUACUCCCUCUAAUCUUAUUUAUUUCCUAUGCUGCCUCUUCUUUAUUAUCUUCCCAUCUAGUCUCUUUUCCUCUUUCACUUCUUCAACUCUAAUCUUCUAUAGUGUUUAUACCUUGGAAACUUGUAUAGUAUCUUUCUUACUCUUUCUUUUUCUAUGUUACCGGUAACUUUAUUUUUCAAUAUUCUGUUAAAUGUAAAACCUUUAUGUUAUAUUAUGCGUUUACAUAGUGGGACGCACUCAUACAUCUAUUUUAAGCAGCUACACACGAACCUGGAGCUUUCUCUCCAGUUCUCAGAGUAUACCCGGAGAUUCAGUGAUUUGAAAUACAUCUGUACACAUUAUAAUGGCAGAGGGAGCAAUUUUAGAUCCUGGUUUAGAAGCAGGACGGAAACCUGAUGUUAAACCCGGGAUGGUUUUACUCUCUGACGAGAUGGUUUACAAACUAAACAAAAAGAUUGCUCAGUUAACAAAGGUUAUAUACUCAUUGAACACGAAAAAUGAUGAUCUAGAACUUAAAAUUGAAAGGUUAAAAAAGGAGAGACCUGGAGAAAAGAAUAUUGAAACCCAAGAGCUAGAACUAAAAAAAGAACUCCGGAACGCGACUAACCAACUGAGGCAGUAUGAACUGAAACUGAAGAAUAUUGAAGAAAAUCACACAAAAAAGAUAAAGAGUGAAGCAGCAAUGUUGGAAAAAUCAGAUCUGCAGGUUGACCAGAGCAGAAAUGGUUCAAUCGAUCCCAGUGAUUCCAGAGACGUGGAGAGAAGAAAACUAGAUGAACUGAGACUAGAGUACGCGGAGAGAGAAAGAAUAAAAAUAGGAGAACUAAGAUCUGAAUACGAGGAUAAUGAGAAGAGAAAGAUAGAAGAGCUAAGUAUAAACUAUGAAGAAAGGUUUGAAAAGAUGAAGUAUGAGUAUGAAACUGAGGUAAAGAGUUUCAGAGAUCUAGCUCUGAGUCGAGAGGACGAACUCAACUCUUUAAAGGCUGAAGUUUUACAAAUCAAGUGUGAUUUGUUAGCUGAGGAGCCCCGACAUGAGAAGAGAAUUGAACAUCUUCUUCAACAAAUAUCCGAGAAUGGAGAUAAACUGAGUAGGGUAGAAGAAGAGUUAGCUCAAAGCCAAGAAACUACUCAAUCAGUUCAACUUUUAAACCUUGAACUGCAAGAACAAGUUCAGUGUUUACAAACAACAGUCGCACAGAGAGAAAACUACAUAAGCCAAUUAAACGUGACUGUGGAACAAACAAAGGCGGAUAUAGGGAAAACCCACGAGGAAUUGUCCAGACUUGAAAAAGAAUUGAGUUGGAGCAAAAAUAAAAUUAAAGAAAAAGAGAAAGAAAUAGAAUCUUUAACUAAAAAACAGCUGGAGAAUCAAAGUGAUUCAAACCUCGUGAAAGAUCUUGAAACUGCUCUUGAGGAAGCUAUCGUUGAACGAGAGCAGAUCCUGGCUGCUUGUGAGAAGGAGAUUGAACAAGAGAGAAAUAUUGCAAUAGAGUUAGAGCAGAAAAUGAUGGAGGAUUUCGAAUGGAAACUUCGAGAACUAGAACGAGCCCACAGACAAACUAUAAAAACAUUAGAAGAAUCUUUAGAAUUAAGAAUAGGAGAGAAGGAGAGAGAAAUGAACCGACAAAAGGAUAUAGAUCUCACGACUAUGUGUAUACAGGCAAGACGAGAUAUGGAGAAAAAUGUUUCACAAAACAUGAAAUCAACUCUUGACGCUGCAAAGAUUGAAAAAGAAACUAUUAUUAAAGAUAUCACUGCUCAGAAGGAUAGAGAGAUAAAAUUAUUAAAACAGUCCUGGGACAGAGAGAAAAAGGUCCUGGAAACAGAUAUUGCGGUUCAGGUGAAUAAGGUUAGAGCGGAGAAUGAUCAGAAGAUGCUGGAGAUGGGACGGAAACAUGAUCAGGUUGUGGAGAAAUAUCAGGAAGAAUAUGAUUCAAUGAGAGAUGAAAUGGAGGGAAAAAUCAACAGACUUAGAGCUGAGAACGCUGAGAAGAUAGAGGAAUAUGAAUCCAAGAUGUCGAACCUGUUAUCUGGUAAAACUGAUACAAUUUGUCAAAUCAAGGAAGGAGUUGAAUCCGAGUUCUUAGAACGAAUGACAGGUUUGCGGGAAAUCUACCGAACUGAGAUGUUGCAGCAGCAGGAACUCUACGCGAAAGAUCUAGAAAAAUGGAAAGAUAUUGAAAGAUGUCUGAACCUGAAACUUACAGAGAAAAAACAAGAGAUUAACGACAAUAUCGCGUACUACACCCAACGGGAGUCGGAGUUGGAAACCAAGAUUGACGAACUGAUGACUAGGCUCCAGGAACAAACUGCAAACUAUAUCAAACUCCAAACUGAGUUUGAUAAUUGUGAAUGGUGGGAGGAAGAGGAUGAGAAUAAAGAACCGUCCUUAUCCCAGCAAUCCAUCAAACCUUCGUCCAGACCCCCUUCAAGAGGGAGAACUCACAACAUGCACCUUAACUCCACCACAGUAAGCACGGACUUUCUAGACCAUACAACAACCCCUAAAUCAGGACGGAUUAGUUUGAAAGAGGAUAUUUUCUAUCCAAUGGUUGGGCAGGACGGAUCAGGUUCCAAGGUUAUGGAUAGUCCAGAGUUAAUAUCAAGACGAGUUGAGAGAGGAACUGAGGAGUAUAACGGAGUAACGACAGACGAGGAUUUAACGACGAAAAGGAAUUCGACAGCAUCUGGAAAAUCAAAUAAAAAAUCAAAUUGCACUCAACAANUAUAUUCCACUACACAUGUUCCAACUACAUAG